Molecule: messenger RNA, 6214 nt
Organism: Microstroma glucosiphilum
Lineage: Eukaryota; Fungi; Basidiomycota; Exobasidiomycetes; Microstromatales; Microstromataceae
Exons: 2
Coding region: 93-6104 (2003 amino acids)
Biological process (GO): mRNA export from nucleus; protein import into nucleus
Cellular component (GO): nuclear pore
Molecular function (GO): structural constituent of nuclear pore
Source: RefSeq, a predicted model, not a curated record
CGUGUCCUUACCACCACCAUUCACCAUCACCCAUCACCUGCCACUCGUCUUCGGGUGAUCACGCGCUCUCUCCGUUGGACGCAUCCGUCAGUAUGGCAGAGGCAGAAGCACUUCCGCCUGGUAUCCCUCUCCCAGGAGAGGGCGGCGCAGGUUCAAGUCGGCUGGCCGUCAACCUUCCGCUCGACCUGCCCAAGGAGAGCAUCCUCGCCGCCAUCCAGACUCAUGCCACCCUAUCCGUCUCCAAUGGCGAGCUCACUGAAGCUUCUCUCGCUUCUCCAGAUAACAGUGUCAUCCUUGCCGUCUAUUCGGCCCUGUCCGCUCUCGCUUCCAAGUACGAUGCUGAAGUUCAAGCUCGCGAGACUCGCGAGGUAGACGUCGAAUCCCAGCUCAAUGCUUCGGAUCACCUGCGCAGUGAAGCAGAGGGUAAAGCCUCACAGGCAAUGCGAGAGGCAGAAGCAGCAGAGGCAGGAAGGCGGUCAGCUCAACAAGCUCUGGAAGAAAAGGAGACCGAGCUGGCCUCUCUCAAGGCCAGUGUCCAGAACGGCACUGCUGCCAGCGCUGAGAUCAAAGCCGUCCUCGACAAGGAGCAGGGCGAAAAGAAGGAGCUACUAGAGGUCUUGAACAAAGAGAGGGCCGAGGGUAGGCAAAGAAGCGAUGAGAUCGAGACCUACAUCGCCAGGACACGAGAGGGACGACAAGAAAUCAAUAGAAUCACCACCGAACUGCAAGAAGUCAAAGCGUCCGAGAGCGCCGCCAAAUUCAAAGCUCAGUCCCUUUCGCAAGAGCUCGAGCUCGCCCGCAAUGACGCCUCCUGGGCUCAUUCCGAGCUCACUAGACUCAACUCGGACCACACUGCCUUCCGAGUCUCCAAGCAUUCCGAGGUGGUCAAGCUACAGUCGGAGCUUGACGAGGCUUCACAGAGCGCCAGCACUCUUCAGACCAAAGUAGAAGGUCUGCAGUCUGCGUACGACGACGCAAGCCGCCGCCUCAGCGAGGCCUCGAUAGAAAGGGAGCAGCUCGUGAAUCGUCUGGCCAGUCAGGAAGAAAGCUUCAGGAGGGAGGUCGAGACGAAAGACCGCUUGAAUGCUCUGCUGCAACGGCGGACCGAUGAUGAGACGAGAAGACGGGAGCAAGUUGAGUCUGAGUGGGAGAACGUGUUGGAAGGCUGCAGGGAGACAGAGCUUGAGCUGCAAGACAAAGUCGGCCAGGCUGAGGAUCGGAUUCAAUCGCUCAAGGCUGAGAAGGAAGAGUUGCAACUUGCGCUCGACCGUAUGGCGGAGAGCAUCGGUAUUGACACUGCCUCUCGUGCAGGAUCCAUCGAUGGCCAAGUGGCGCCCACAACUCCCCUUCGCCCCUUCGCGACAUCACUUGGCUUGGGUGGCAACGGCAACACUCCUUCCAUCAUGAUGAUGUCUCCCACCGCAGCUAUGGCUUCCUCGAUGCAGCGAUCCGGCAAGACCUUCACAGAAGUCUACACUGCGCUUGCGAAGACGGAGGAGGAGUUGAGGCGCGAAAAGCUUGAGACGAGCCGCCUCGCUUCGGUUCUAGAGACCAUCAUGAACGAUCUUCAAGAAAGAGGGCCAGCUCUUCAAGCUCAGCGGGAGGAGACCGAUCGUCUCGCCGUGGCUCUUGAAGAGCUUUCUGCAGACUUCGCUCGGGCUUGCGAAGAGCGAGACGCCGCUGAGCGGGCGAACAAGCAGUCCAGAGCCGAGGGGUCUGCUGUCCGACGAGAGAAUGACUUACUGAAUCAACAGCUUGCCGAUCUCGGACGGCAAGUACGAGCUCUGACCCGAGAGGUCAUCAUCCGUGAUGAUCCAUCAGCUGUCAGUCGCUUGCAGGAGGACGGCUCAGAGUUCCCUUCCCUCAACGUGGCGCCCGAGUCUGACACGCAGAGCGUCAUCAGUACGGAGCUCGUCACUUUCGAUUCCCUGACAUCUCUCGUAGCUCAGAACGGACGUCUCCUGCGGGUGGCGCGAGAGCUCGGGGCUCGCAUGGAGGAGGAAGAGGCCAAAUGGCGCGAGCGCAACGAACACGAAGAGAGUGAAGCCGUACAAGAGGCAACCAGGCUCAUUGAAAGAUUGGAAAGUGAGAUUGGCUCGGAACGGUCUAGAACCGAAGCGAUGCGUAGGGAGCGCGACAUGUUCCGCUCCAUGCUGGCAAGCGGGUCCAGAGCUGGCUUUGCUGCAUCCACUUCAUCAGUGGAUGGGCAAGGCACCUCGGCAUCGGUCUCGGGAGCUCAUGCUAAUCUGGCAGGCCAGUACGCCGCUCUGCAAAACCAAUUUGAUACUUUCCGGGAAGAAACAUCCCGCGAUGCAGAUGCCCUCAAGACAGAAGCUCGUCAAGCUCGAGAUGAAGCCGGCAAAAGCGCUUUGGCAGCUGCCAGAGAAAAAGCCGGCCGAGAGUCCAGCGAAGAGAGGUACCGCACACUUCAACAAACCUUCGAGUUGCAGCGGUCCGAGCUGUCCGAGCUGUCCAAGCGGCUUCAAGCUCAACAAGGCAACCUCGCCCGUCUAGAAACAUCUUCUCACAGCCUGUCAGAAGAUCUCUUUUCAACACGCAAAGAGCUCGAGCGGCUUCGCAAUGAGUCCGCCCACCUUCGCGCUGAGCGUGAUAUCGCCAAAGGUUCCGAAUCUAGGCUGAUGGAAGAGAUCUCGGCCAUGGUGAAGGAGAAAGCCGGUCUCAACGAGCUGCUGAGAAAUGUACAAAGCAUGCAAAAUGAUCUUGAUAGGAAUGCAAGUGAAGCCAAGCGUCGUAUGGAGGCCCAAAUCGAGAAACUCGAGGAGCAGGGCAAAGAUUACCGCGAGCGGGUGCAGAAGGAAGAAGCAGCCAGGAGAGAAGUCGAGUUGCGCAGGGAGAUCGAUGUUGGGGGUCUUACUAGCCGACUGGAGCGGACGAGUGCAGAAUUUGCGACUGCCAAAGAGCAGAUUGCGGUCGCCAAGACAAAUGUCGAGCAUCUGACCAGAAGAACAGAGGAUCUGCAGAAGCAGAUUGACUCCAAGGAAGAAAAGCUUGCCGUCUACGAACGACGCUCUGCAACAUCUGCUACCACAAAUGGCCCAAGUGGCUCAGCUGGCGCCACAUCGUCUCUCAACAACGAGCAACAGCUACAGAUUGAGAUCGCUGAGCUGCGAGGCGAUCUUCGUGGUGCUCAAGUGGAUGCAGAGCAGAGCAGAUCGCACGUCGAGCAGUACAAAGCCAUUGCUCAAGCUAGCGAAGAGGCCCUGACUCAACUGCAAGCCACCUACGACGAAUACCAGACUAUCACGCAAGCUAGUCUUUCCGAGAAGGACGGCGAGAUCGCUCAGCUCCGAAGCAGGCUGGAAUCAGUGGCUGCCGAGAUCACCUCCUUGCAGAACGAAGCCUCAUCCGCUCGACAAGCCCUCGAGACCCAACGCAAUGAGUUCGAAGCUGAAAAGCACUCUCUGCAGACUGCAUUGACCGACUUCAAUGGUGCUGAGGAGAGAGCGAGGGCAGACCACGAAGAGGUACGAGCGGACAUUGAGAAGCAGGCCCAACUUGCACGGGAAGCACAUCAGAAAUAUGAGACUGAGCUGCUUGCACAUGCUGAAGAUAUCAAGGCUCUCUCCGCGCUCAAGGAAACGCUCGAGCGCACCCGUUCAGAGGCGCGGGAGAGUCAAAAGAAUUACGAGAUCUCCCAGGCCGACCUCAGUACCUCAAAGGUCAGCUGGGAAGCGCAACGUGAGGCACUCGCUCGCGAGAAGGACUCGAUGUCGCAGCGGAUUAAUGAGUUGGUUGAUCAGACCACUGUGCUACAUCAGCAUCUCGAGACACUCACAUCGCAAGUCUCACAGAUUCGGACAGCUGAUGGCGAGCCAGCAGGCGAUGCUGAUGCCAGCUUCUCCAACGCUGGACUUGAGAGUCUUCGCGAGAUUGCAAAUCAUCAUCGCAGAGACAAAGAGAUCGCUGAACUUCACCUGGAAGGACUCAAGCAGGAGACCACUCGUCUGCGCUUGAAUCUGGAGUAUGCCAAUCGUUCCCUCGAGGAGACCAAAAUUCAAUUGUCCGAAGAGCGCGAGCGCAACUCGACUGCUGGAUCUGCCGGCGCAAAGCAGCACGACGAAGUCUUGGAGAAGAUCAAUCAGCUGAGCAUCCUGAGAGAGAGCAACGCAACGCUUCGAGAUGAAAGUGAAAGGUCUGCAAGGCGAGCUCAGACGCUCGAGACGCAACUUGCUGCAUCGCAAGCCGAGAUUGAUCCUCUCAAGGAGCAAUUGCGAACGGUGCAGAAUGAGUUGAGCGCUGCCCAAGGCCAGCUGCGCAUUGUACAGGAAGACAACAAACGCUGGCAGGCCCGCGCUCAGUCGAUCCUAGCUCAGUACGAUCGCAUCGACCCCGAGGAGAUCAAGCGGCUGGAGGAGCGUGCCGUUGCUGCCGAAACAAGAACUCAAGAAUUGCAGCAACAGCUCGAAGCCAGUAAAACAGAAGUCACCAACUCGAAAGACCAGUUCAGCCGGCUGCGCACACAAGCUAGCGACCGCCUCAAGCUGCUUCGCGAGGAAAUCGCUGGCUUGAAGGAGCAGAUCGAGACGCUGAAGAGGGAUAAGGAAGGCGCACAAGCUAUUGCAGAUCAGGUACAGGCUGCCGAGUCAGAGGCCGUGACCUCUGGCCUGCGCCGACAGCUGGAGGAGAUCCAGCAGGAGAAGCAGGCCGCUGAGCAGAAGGCCAGCGCCAGCCAGCAGAAGAUCCAAGAGCUUGAGCGGCAGAUUUCAGAACUUCAGCAGGCUGUGCAGGCCGCAGGAGAGGCGAAGGCUUCCGAAGCUAAUGCAGAGAGCGGCGCACAGGCUGGCGCUUCAAGUGGCGCUGACGUAGAUGCUGCCGUUGCCAAGGCUCUCGAGGAGGCUCAGAGCAAGUGGCAGGAGGAAAAGACUGCUCUGGAGGCUUCCAAGACUACCAUCGAGAACCGCGAGAAGCAGCACCACCAAAAGGCCCGAGAAUUCCUCACCGCCAUGCGGCAAGCACAGAAGGAGCGUGACGACAUCAGGAAGGAGAAGGAAGCUGUCGAGGCCAAUUUCGCUGCAAAUCACGCCGAGGAGAUCGAGAAGGUCGUAGCCGAGCGUGUGGCUGCAGGCGGGCAGCAGACCGGCGGUGCCGCUGGAACAUCUGUCGUCAAGGAGGAGGCAGGUCUCUCAUCCGACGAGGUCGAAGCACUGAAGGGCCGCAUUGCUGAGCUCGAGGAGGCUCUCUCCAAAGCCAACACGCGUAUCUCCGAAUUGGAAGCUUCUCUACAGCAAGCCUCCGCUAGCGAGGGCACUUCUUCAUCCCAAGACAUUGAGAAGCUCAAGGCCGAGCAUGCCGAGGCCCUCAAAGAGCAGCAGAGCACACUAGCUCAGCAAUAUCAGAAGCGUCAGUCCAUGGCCGUCGAAGUGGCUAUCAAGAAGGCUCAGGCAGAAACUGGCGGAGCUACUCCUAAUGCAGAGGCCGUGGCCCAACAGAUUCAAGCCGCUGUAGCAGCAAAGGAGCAAGAGAUCCGCCAACUGCUUGCCAACGGUUCUGAAGGUGGCGCAGGAGCUUCCGAUGAAGCUGCCCUGAAGGCUCGCUACGAGACUGGAUUCGAAGCCGGCAAGAAGGAAGCUGCUCUUCGCAAUCAGCUCAUGCUGAAACAGCGCGAUGGCAAAAUCGAGAGGCUCACAAAGGAGAUUGCCGAGCUCAAGGGCGAGACUCCAAGCACCUCUACGUCGGCAACCACCCCAACCGCUGGCAGUGCAGGUGCUGCUAAUUCCGCUGCAGGCUCAUCUACGGCUGCCUCUACGACUGGAGGCGCACCUGUUGGUCGUCCCGCUGUUGCGCAGGUGCCCGGCAGAGGUGGAACGACAUCCAUUCGUGGCCGAGGUGGACCGGCUCUCGCGACUGGCAAUGGUGCCACUGCCGGAGCCGCUCGUGGAGGAAGAGGUGGAGCUGUAGCCCCUCGCGGCGGACUAGCAUUGAGAGGCGGAGCUACUGCCCGUGGUGGAGUGGCCGGCAGAGGUGGAGCUAGAGGAGGCGGGGUGGCGGGUACUGGUGUGGCUGGUGGACAGGCGCAGAAGAGAAAGAUGAGCGAGGACCAAGGGGCUGCAGGAGAAGGAGCUAAGAAGGCGAAGGAGGGAUGAAGUGGCUGGCGGGAAGGGACAUAGGUAUCUGCUGAGGUGAAGUGGUCUGUAGCGCAACACGAAUGAAACAAGUAGCAUCGAACAGGACGCAGUGACCGACCGAGACAGUC